UCAAAAUUAUUUCAUGUCAGACAUAGCUGGUUUUACAACAAACCCAAAUUUUUCGGCAAAAAACUUCAAUUAUUUUAACAUGUUAUUUUCUUCUGACUUGAAUAUCCUUCGGAAACUAUAAAGCUAGCGCAGAAUAAACGGAAAACGCAACUCACAAGAGAGAAGAGAAGAGAAGAGAAGAAUUAGUUGAAACAAACAAUUGACAACAAUCAAUCAAAUCAAAAGGCCAAUUAGAGGAUUCCGAAUCGAAGAAGAGAAGAGAAGAAACCCACAACUGAAGUGUUAAACACAAGUAACUCGACAAGAUGGGCGAUGAAGGUGGCGGCAUGAGAGCUGGGGGCGAUCUCAAGUCCUUCUUAAUUGAUUUCAUGAUGGGCGGCGUAUCGGCCGCCAUUGCCAAGACCGCGGUGGCGCCCAUCGAGCGCGUCAAACUGAUUCUCCAGGUGCAGGAGGUAUCCAAACAGAUAGCACAGGAUCAGCGCUACAAGGGUAUUAUAGAUUGUUUUGUGCGCAUACCACGCGAACAGGGAUUUGCAUCAUUAUGGCGCGGCAACUUGGCCAAUGUGAUACGUUAUUUUCCAACACAGGCUCUCAACUUUGCCUUCAAGGAUGUGUACAAGUCGGUAUUUUUAGGUGGCGUCGAUAAAAAGAAACAAUUUUGGCGCCACUUCAUGGGCAAUUUGGCUUCUGGUGGCGCUGCCGGCGCCACAUCUUUGUGUUUUGUCUAUCCGCUGGACUUUGCUCGUACUCGUUUGGCUGCAGAUGUGGGCAAGGGAGGGCAGCGCGAGUUCAAUGGACUGAUCGACUGCCUCCGAAAGGUGGUGAAAUCGGAUGGACUGAUUGGACUGUAUCGCGGCUUUAUUGUGUCCGUGCAGGGCAUCGUUAUCUAUCGUGCCGCAUACUUUGGAUUCUACGAUACGUGUCGCGACCACUUGCCAAAUCCAAAGAAUACACCCUUCUACGUUAGCUGGGGCAUUGCCCAGGUGGUGACUACCAUUGCUGGCAUUGCAUCCUAUCCGUUUGAUACGGUCCGUCGUCGCAUGAUGAUGCAGUCGGGCCUGAAGAAAUCGGAAAUGGUCUAUAAAAAUACCGCCCACUGCUGGGUGGUGAUUGCCAAGCAGGAGGGCCUCGCUGCCUUUUUCAAGGGCGCCUUUUCCAAUGUCAUUCGCGGCACUGGCGGCGCCCUCGUCCUCGCUAUUUAUGAUGAAUUUAAGAAGUACGUUUAAAUUAUCCGCCCCCCGCCCCCCGCCACCCCCACACCCCACCCCCCUCCGGCCCCUGUCCCACGCCGUGGAUGUUCUGGAAAUAGCCCAUCAUCAUCAUCAUUAAAUAGACCCAAAAAACAAUGGAAUUAUCGAGAUCAGAAUUUGCCAAUCGCUUAUCGAAAUGCAUCUGCAUGAACUGUUACCCUACAACACCCCUCUACAGUGGAUCAAUGUGAUUUUGGCCUUGUUUUCUUUUUCUUUUUUUUUUUGUGGCUAUUUCAGAAAUUUACCAUAAAUUGACAGUGUAAUGAAGGAUAUUAAAAUUAACUCAAUAACUGCGCAGCUAA
Molecule: messenger RNA, 1552 nt
Organism: Drosophila montana
Lineage: Eukaryota; Metazoa; Arthropoda; Insecta; Diptera; Drosophilidae
Gene: Ant2
Product: Adenine nucleotide translocase 2
Exons: 3
Coding region: 306-1226 (306 amino acids)
Biological process (GO): mitochondrial ATP transmembrane transport; negative regulation of mitochondrial outer membrane permeabilization involved in apoptotic signaling pathway; mitochondrial ADP transmembrane transport
Cellular component (GO): mitochondrial inner membrane
Molecular function (GO): ATP:ADP antiporter activity
Source: RefSeq, a predicted model, not a curated record